AUGUUCAAUGAAUAUUUCCAUUCUAUCUACACCAACUUCCCGGGGCAAUCUUUAUCACCUCAGCCUGAUUCGUCACCUUCUCUAUCCAGUAUAUCAUCCAUUGACCUCUCUAUAGAAGAAGUAUACCAAGCCUUACAGAACUUAGAUCCCUUCAAGGCUCAUGGUCCUGAUGGUUUUCCUUCUCGUGUUUUAAAGGAAUGUGCAUUUCAACUUGCUCCUUCUCUACACUACCUGUUCACAAAGUCCCUCCGCUUAUCACAGAUUCCCUCCGAAUGGAAGCUAGCCAACAUCAUCCCUCUACACAAGAAAGGUGUAAAAGAACACGUGGAAAAUUACCGACCCAUUUCUUUGUUAAGCAUUGUCAGCAAGACUCUUGAACGCUGUGUCCUAAACCACCUAUAUCUACGCAUACAGGAAAGCGUUCACUCAGCACAAUAUGGAUUCAUUAGUGGAAGGUCUACCAUAUCUCAAUUACUAUCGACACUACACAAAAUAGGGAAGGACUUAGAUAAAGGUCUACAAACAGACGUUGUCUUCAUGGACAUUUCCAAGGCUUUCGAUACCGUUGACCACUCCAAACUGUUACAAAAACUUCGCGAUUUCGGUCUAUCUGGCUCUCUUUUGUUGUGGUUUGAAAACUAUCUAUCAGGUCUCUGUCAACGAGUAACUGUUCACGGUGCGACAUCUACUUCCUUACCAAUAACAUCCGGAGUCCCACAAGGUUCAUUGCUGGCUCCCUUCCUCUUCUCGGUGUACAUUAACGAUUUGCCCGAUAACAUAUCCAUUUCUACUGGGGUCGGUUUGUAUGCUGAUGAUACCAAACUGCACAGAUGUGUGCAAAAUCGUAACGAUGCACUGGCAUUGCAAUCGGAUAUUCAAAGCCUCCAUUGUUGGUCAAAUGAGAACAUGUUGAGUUUUAACAAAUCGAAGUGUAAAGUGUUGUCUAUCACAAGAAGGAAGUCUCCCUUAAUUUACCCAUAUGCACUUGGCGAUCACCAACUAUUGUCUUCUGAUGUAGAGUCCGAUCUGGGCAUUACGAUCAGUUCGAAACUAUUAUGGAAUGUUCAGAUCAACAAAGUUCGGUCAAAAGCCAACAAAACGCUCGGGUUAAUCCGACGUUCUACCAUGGAGAUAACGGAUACCAACGCGAGAAGGCUUCUGUAUCUUCAACUAGUGCGAA
Messenger RNA from Paramuricea clavata, 1180 nucleotides. Lineage: Eukaryota; Metazoa; Cnidaria; Anthozoa; Malacalcyonacea; Plexauridae. The record is from the annotation of a GenBank genome assembly.